AUUCCUCUACCUAAUUCUGUUGCUGGUAGAUUACGUCAUACUGUAUCAUCUUUUGUUGUUGAUCCUAAUCAUGUGUUCCUGAUAAUAGUGGGAGGUGUUGUCAAGGCUGAAAAGAUACCUGUAGGAGGAGGAGUAAUGGAAUGGUUUGAUACAUCUGUCACUGAUCCUAAUAUCACAAUGGUAGUUGAACUAGGUAAUGAUGCAUUAAUUCAAGACACAGUGUCUCAACAGUCAGUAUUAGAAGAAUCAACUAGUACUGGAAGUAUACCUAAAGAUUUAAUAACAUAUACUGGGCUGGUUUAUUAUGAGGAGAAAGGUGCUGAGGAUGUAGUCACUUUUACUGCAGCCAAGAAAUUAGAUGCUCUUGUCCAGUUUAUUGAAAAAAAGCAUUCUGAAGCUGAAAUGGGACCUUCUAUUUCCUUUUGUAUUAAAUCACCUGAUGGUUUCAUUGAAUUGAAUUUAAAUGCUCCACAAAAGAAGUCAUGUAAAGGAUGGACUAUUGAAUCUCACACAGAACCUUGCAGAUUAUAUCAAAAGGCCAUUUAUAAUUUCGGUAAAGAAGUUUAUUCUCUUCCUCCCUACUGUCUGCUAUCAGUUUAUUCAUCACCUGAUGCUGUUCCAUCAUUGCACUAUUCUGUCCCAGUAGAGGGUGUGAUUGAUCCUGUGACAAUAAAUAUUCACAGGUCAAAGAGAACUACUUAUCCUACAGCAGAUGCUGCUAGUAGUAGUACUGGAACAAUACCUGUACCAAUACCAACUAAAAGGAAGAGAGAAGGAGGUGGGGUCGAUAUUACAGCAGUUAAGCAAAAGAUUAAAAAGGUUAUGAAUGAGAAUCACGCUGAUUUUGCUGGACUUCUACAGUUUUCUCUGGUCCAUGUUGCUAACAAACUGUUUGAGGUUCAUAUAAUUCCGGAGGAAGUUCAGAAGUCACCUACUUAUGAUGCCAUUGCCACAAGUUUUCUAUCUCUAAUGAAUCUACUAGACUCUAAGUCUGACCUAGAGAAGCAUUGUGUGAAGUAUCUUGAAGCUCUGUCUAGUGUUGGAGGACCAAUAGAAUUUGCUGCUAAUCUCUUGAGGGAAAAAUGGACAACAGCUCUGGAGGGUGCACUUCAGUUAGAACAGUCUGUGAAAAGAGUUAGAACUAAUGAUAGUGACAUUGCACUUAAUGAUUUUAAUUUGGAGUUGUAGCUAAUGUUAUAUGUUAUUUAGUUUUAAAUUUAUGUUAGUUCUUAUCUUUAUAAUACUAUACUUGUAGAUGCCA
Molecule: messenger RNA, 1261 nt
Organism: Amphimedon queenslandica
Lineage: Eukaryota; Metazoa; Porifera; Demospongiae; Haplosclerida; Niphatidae
Exons: 6
Source: RefSeq, a predicted model, not a curated record